AUGCGCAACUGUGUCAUGUGGGCAGCUGUUGCAGUGGUGACCAUGGUGGUGCUUGUGCUGGAGAGCGAGGGCGUGAGCAUCGAGGCUUACGGAGCGGUGGAGGGCAAGGCGAGCAACGAGGCGGCAUGGAGCAACGCACGGGCGGUGAUGGCGACAGCCAAGGCGGUGAAUGAGGGCGUGCAUGGAAGUGAUCGUGUGGUGGAAGUGCCGGCAGGUGGGACCUUCUACAUCUUCAAUGCCACCAUGAGCGGCCUCAAGGACGUGACCUUUGUCAUCGAUGGCACCCUCGUGGUCUCCAACAACAUCUCGGCCUGGCAGGACAUCGCCAACAAGCCGUCAACUGGCGUGCUCGAGGUCACCGACUCGACCAACAUCACCUUUACCGGGGCAGGACUCAUCGAUGGCCAGGGCUACGACUUUUGGUGGUGGGUCAUCAUCACUGGCAAGGACUUUCGCCCCAACCUCGUCAACAUCUACCGGACGUCGGGCGUGACGGUGACCGAGCUGCACGUUCGCAACUCACCGCAGUACCACUGGAACAUCCGGUAUGUGGAGGAUGUGUACAUUGACAACAUCAACGUGUAUGUCGACGUCGAGGCCCAGAAGGCUGCACUGGCGGUCGGCGGCAAGCUGCUAACCGUGCAUCCAGAGCAUCCCGAGUGGGACAUCCCGGUCUUUCCGCUCAACACCGACGGCAUCGACAUUGCCGGCAUUCGCGUCGUCAUCCAGAACUCGCACAUAACCAACUACGACGACGCCAUUGCGGUCAAGCCGAUCUACACUGGCGAGUCGCCGUUCUCGUCGUGCUCGCAGGACAUGUACGUCUACAACAUGUCGGUCGUUGUGGGCGUCGGCAUGAGCAUCGGCUCUGUCCCUCCCGCGGUCGGCACCAACUGCGUCCGCAACAUCACCUUUGACACCCAGCAGGACCAGCCGCACUCGGGCCCGCCGCCGCCGCGUGCUACGCUCACCGGCCCGGCCAACACCGGAUGCUCGUUCUUCUACCCCAUCGACCCGGUGUGCCCGACCCAGCCUCGCGUCCCGAUCACUAACGUCGUUGUCGACUCGUUCACCGCCGACAAGACCCUCAUGCUCCCGGGUGUUAUCCUCUGCAACGCCACCAAGCCGUGCUCCGGCCUUUCCUUCUCCUCUGUCGCCAUCACCGGUGACUUUGUGGUUCAGCCCGACUGGUCAUGCCACAACGCCGACGUUGUCCAGACCCAGACAACGCCGGCCAUCAAGUGCGACAACAGCGCGUCUACCCACACCCCAAACCCGGUCCUGCCCAUCCCCAUUACCGGCGACAUCAUGGCUGACUACGUUGCAUGGAUACGUGCAGCCCGCCUUGCGAGCAUGUAG
This is a messenger RNA of Thecamonas trahens ATCC 50062, 1359 nucleotides long. RefSeq lists its product as uncharacterized. Lineage: Eukaryota; Apusomonadida; Apusomonadidae. The record is from RefSeq and is a predicted model, not a curated record. Gene Ontology annotation, biological process: carbohydrate metabolic process. Bases 1 to 1359 code for a protein of 452 amino acids. Gene Ontology annotation, molecular function: polygalacturonase activity. The transcript has 2 exons.